Drosophila mauritiana is the source of this 1323-nucleotide messenger RNA. RefSeq lists its product as uncharacterized. The transcript is spliced from 2 exons. The coding region runs from base 113 to 1027 and encodes 304 amino acids. The record is from RefSeq and is a predicted model, not a curated record. NCBI's taxonomy places the organism in Eukaryota, Metazoa, Arthropoda, Insecta, Diptera, Drosophilidae.
AUGUCGCCGAAUCAUUGUAGCGUUUAAUGCCCAACCUUUCAAUAGAGUUUUGCAGCGAUUAGUGGAGCACUUCGACCUGGCACUCCGAGCGCAUCGGCUGUACUUCUGCACGAUGUCCGAGAAUAGAGUCAUCCAUAUGUGGAUGCGCUGUCUGAUGCCACUGCUGCUGGCCAACUGCAUUGCGGCGAAUCCCAGUUUCGAGGACCCUAACCGUAGUCCGGAUAUGGAGGCGAAGGACAGCAGCGUGGUGGAUACUAUGGGCAUGGGCAUGGGCGUCCUGGAUCCCACGCAGCCAAAGCAGAUGAAUUACCAGAAGCCACCCUUGGGAUACAAGGACUACGAUUACUAUCUGGGACCUCGACGAAUGGCGGAUCCCUAUGGGGCCGAUAAUGAUCUGAGUGCCUCGUCAGCCAUUAAGAUUCAUGGCGAGGGCAAUUUGGCUUCGCUGAACAGGCCGGUCAGUGGAGUUGCCCACAAACCACUGCCCUGGUACGGCGAUUACUCCGGCAAACUGCUGGCCAGUGCUCCACCGAUGUACCCAUCCAGGUCCUACGAUCCCUAUAUUCGCCGCUACGACAGAUAUGAUGAGCAGUACCAUAGGAAUUAUCCACAGUAUUUUGAGGACAUGUACAUGCACCGGCAACGCUUCGAUCCGUAUGAUAGCUAUAGUCCCCGGAUACCGCAGUACCCGGAACCCUACGUUAUGUAUCCCGACCGAUAUCCGGAUGCCCCACCUUUGAGGGAUUAUCCGAAAAUGCGGCGCGGAUACAUUGGUGACCCAAUGGCGCCCAUCGAUUCCUACAGCAGCAGCAAGUACGUCUCUUCAAAGCAGUCUGAUCUGAAUUUUCCGGUUCGUAACGAACGCAUCGUAUACUACGCCCACCUGCCGGAGAUCGUACGGACACCAUAUGAUAGUGGAUCCCCGGAGGAUCGGAACUCGGCGCCUUACAAGCCGAACAAGAAGAAAAUCAAAAACAUUCAGCGGCCUCUAGCGAAUAAUUCUACCACCUAUAAAAUGACGUUGUAGAUGGGCUUUUAGAAUGUAAGAUAUAUUUUUUUUUUAUUAUUCAUUAUUCGAAUGCAUUUGUAGUUGUCACCCAUGGAAAUUAGCACCAAGUUCAGUGUACCAGCACAUUGAUUAAAAAUAUUGAGUAAGCUUAAGCUUAUUAGCAUUUUUGAUGAUUUUGCAUAUAUAUUUGCAUUUAAAUUGUUUCACUCACUUCUCAUAUUUCAUAAGGCUUUUUUUUUGUCGAUUUAUAGGAUCAAUAUAAGCGCUAAAAAACUAUAUCAUAUUUGAAUAAUAUAUUUCUUUAAAAUAUAAUC